This is a messenger RNA of Sphaeramia orbicularis (orbiculate cardinalfish), 1999 nucleotides long. RefSeq names its product kunitz-type protease inhibitor 1-like. Gene Ontology annotation, molecular function: protein binding; serine-type endopeptidase inhibitor activity. NCBI's taxonomy places the organism in Eukaryota, Metazoa, Chordata, Actinopteri, Kurtiformes, Apogonidae. Gene Ontology annotation, biological process: epidermis development; extracellular matrix organization; epithelium development. The record is from RefSeq and is a predicted model, not a curated record. Bases 239 to 1714 code for a protein of 491 amino acids. Gene Ontology annotation, cellular component: plasma membrane. The transcript has 10 exons.
GGGAGGAGCAAAGCUUGUUGUCUUCCUGUAUGUGAGCAGGUGAGACACACCUGUGCCGUGGAUCCGACUGUCUGGACCAGACCAGGACACCUCUGUAUAGAUUAUCAAUUUGGGUUCAGCUGCAGUUCGUCAUUUUUCGGCAAAACUUUCCGUCACUUUUUGAAGACAGAAAGUCCCAGACGCGUCAGGCGGCGGUGAACGCGAACCUUCCGCUCUGUUCGGACUGACAGCCGCUGAAAUGGCUCCACCCUCGGCCUCCUUCCUCCUCCUCAUCCUCCUCCUGGCCAUGGUCUUGGUCCGGACCGGAGCGCCAUCAUGCAGCGGCGGUUUCCGCGCCGGGCAGGACGACUUUGUGCUUUAUGCAGAAGACGCGGUGAAGGGGGGAGCGGUUCUGCUCUCCAGUGCGCAUGUGCCAUCUCCGGAGGAAUGUGAGCGCAUGUGCUGCACGGACCCGCAGUGUAACCUGGCGCUGGUAGAGCCGCGCGACGAAGGAGCGGCAGGAGCGGAGGAAUACCGCACCUGCGUCAUGUUCGACUGCGUCCACAGAAACCGGUUCGCCUGUAGGUUCAUCAGCCAGACCGGGUUCCGGAGCUAUGUCAAGGAGUCUGUGUUCGUGAAGCACCUGGGGGCUCCGCAGGGCUCAGGUGAACAUCCUCCACCCAUCGCUGUCGCCGGUCGGGAUGUUGUCGUUCAACCUGGAUCCACGGUGACGCUCAACGGCGUCGAGAGUCUGGCUGUGGGCGACGCCUCCAUCAGCGACUACCAGUGGAGUCUGGAAAGCGGAGAUGACACCGUGAGCAUGCAGAAAACCGAUUUCCCAGACCAGGUUCAGAUCUCCAAUCUGCAUCCUGGGACCUACAUCUUCCAGCUCCAAGUCACUGACUCCAGGGGAAAAUCCAACACCGCCAAGACCACCAUCCUGGUCCUCAACCCUGAUGAGUCCACCUUGUACUGCCUGGCUCCUGCAAAGGUCGGUCCAUGUCGAGCAUCAUUUCCUCGAUGGCGUUACGAUGCCACCACUGGCGAGUGUCAGGAGUUUGUGUUUGGAGGCUGCAAACCAAAUAACAACAACUACCUGUCCAAAAAUGAGUGCACGCUGGCCUGUAGCGGAGUCACAGCAUCGUCUGAGAGGAGAGACGGUCUGCUUGUCAAAGAGGUGUGUGGGUCAUCAUGCGGUACUAAUCAGCUGACUUGUGACAACGGAUGCUGUCUGGACAAAACUCUGGAAUGUGAUGGAGUGAAACAGUGCGAAGACGGAUCUGAUGAGGACCACUGUAACAAAUUGAACCGGACUCUCAACCGCCUCCUGAGUAUUGAUGUCAGCCAGAGGAAAGCGUGGUGUACGGCAGCCCCCUCUCACCGGUCCAUGUCGGGCCAGUCACACCCGAUGGUACUACGACCCCUUGAACAGGAAGUGCCAACGCUCACCUACGGAGGCUGCACACGCAACGACAACAACUUGAGGAGGAGCAAAAUACGCUUUGAAAGUGAAGAUGAAGAUGAAAGUGACUCAGGUUCCGUCGCACUUGCUGUGAUUCUGGCCGUCGCCAUCUUGGCUCUGUUGGCGAUCCUCACCUACUGCUUUCUGAGGGCGCGGAGGGAGCGUGCUCACCAGCCCGUUGCCACAGGCCCCGCCCAUGUGGCUCUGUCAGAACAGGACACACUCGUCUACAACAGCACACCAAACCUAUAUGAUGUCACCCGCCACCUCUAGAAUGACCACUGACCUGCAGUUUUCCUGCCUGGUUUUCUCACAUGUUCCUUCUGUUUUCCAUUAUUUUUCUGCAGUUUUUCCUGAUUCUGUUUUGUUGUUGUUAUAGUUUUACUCUGUGUCUGUAUUUUUCUGCUCUUCAUUUUAGAUAAGUGUGUUGUAUUUUUCAGUCUAAGCAUGUUUAUCAUAUUCACCUUUUCUUCAUGGUAAAACUUUGUCAUUUUUGUUCAUUAAUAUUUAUAAAACCCUGCAUUUGUUUUUGGGUCUCAGGGACAGUUUGAUUGUAAA